GCGCGGGAACGGCAGGGGGGGAACACCGACCUGGUCAUUAGGACGCCGCUGGCAGCUGGGAGGCCGAAUGAGGGAGCGCGAUCCACCGUGGCUGGAAAGGAAAGACAUGUCAAGCUAUGACGAACACAAACAAGCUGGGCGCGCGAUUCAAAACCUGCGCCCCUGCUCGGGCGCAUCGCGACAGGGCGCCCGCCAAAUGGAAACGCACCACGGCGGCGCCAGCGAUUGUAGCGCCGACGCGCGACCGCCAGCGAGGAGGCGACAGGUGCAGCAGCGCCUCCGCUACCGCGGGGCGCACGGGCCAAAAUGGCCACGGACUGGGAAGAAGGAGGAGGCGGCGGGAGGGAGGGGCAGCAGAGGCAAGGGCCGUCGCGCUGUCCGCAACCGUCGCCGAGGAGGAUGGUGAGGAGGAGGAGGAGAAGGAGGAGGAGGAGGAGGAGGAGGAGGAGGCGGCUCCCCGCCGCCGCAGUGUUUCCCUGCUCCACAGACGAGCGGAACUCUCGUCGCCAUGACCUCGAGCCUCGAGCAGCGCACGCUCACAGGGCCAGUGCGACAGGCGGCGCGCACCGAAGGGCCAGCGAACGAAUGGUUCGCAUGUGGCCCCCUACAUUCGCCCCCGGUGCGACGCACAAGGCAAAACAGCCCGAUGGCAUCCGCGAAGAAAGCGUGGCAACGGCGCGUGGGUCUGACCACCACGCUCGGGCCGCCCGACCACGCCGGGCACCCUCUGGGGGGUUGCUUGAGCACGCGCCGAUGGUGCACACCGCACCCAGCCCCUUGGCGGCCGGCUACGCCGCGCCGCCGCGGGGCUUAGUUCGACGCCGCCGAUGCGACUCGACUCGGCUUCGACCGCGAGCGUGUUCUUAUUCGGCGUUUCGACAUAGG
Molecule: messenger RNA, 885 nt
Organism: Prorocentrum cordatum
Lineage: Eukaryota; Dinophyceae; Prorocentrales; Prorocentraceae
Source: the annotation of a GenBank genome assembly